Leptosia nina is the source of this 258-nucleotide messenger RNA. NCBI's taxonomy places the organism in Eukaryota, Metazoa, Arthropoda, Insecta, Lepidoptera, Pieridae. The record is from the annotation of a GenBank genome assembly.
AUGAUCUCGAAAGUAACAAUGCAAGUGUCCCUGAUCGCUUUCCUGUUUGCACUGACGUCAUGCUCGGGGAAAAUUUUCGAUAGCGGCGAAUCGGAACAAAGAGGAUUUUCCGAUUCCAUAUUACGUAUACUAGAUUUCAUUUACCCAAAAGAUGAUUCGGAUUCAAAGAUAAUGAAAGAGAUAUUUACCCUUCUAGUGGAGGAUGGGCCACCCAGUCUAGAAAGUGGUAUUGACGCGUUGGAUUAUUUACUGAAAUGA